Nothobranchius furzeri (turquoise killifish) is the source of this 1956-nucleotide messenger RNA. RefSeq lists its product as uncharacterized. Gene Ontology annotation, molecular function: glycosyltransferase activity. The record is from RefSeq and is a predicted model, not a curated record. Gene Ontology annotation, cellular component: cytoplasm. Lineage: Eukaryota; Metazoa; Chordata; Actinopteri; Cyprinodontiformes; Nothobranchiidae.
GAUUGAUUACAGUGAAGCAAAUCCAGAUAGUUCAAAGCAUAACUAAAGAAUAAUCCAUCGGAUUAGAAACAAAAACAUCCACCUGAUGACCAACAGAAACCUACAGUGAUGAGAAAACGUCACGCUCUGCUUUAAGGGAAGUAAAAAACUGGGCUGUUUUAUGGCUCUGAGGAAACCUCGACUCACGUUGGAGGAAAGCCAACUUCCUUUUACAAACAGCUAAAUGAAGAUCUGACCCAGAGCAGCAGCGCUGGGCCAGGACUUUCAGGCUGGGAACGUCAUGGAGCUGCCUUCGUGGAAGAAGGUGAAGUGGUGGAAGUACGUCUUCAUCCCUGUCCUCCUGCUGCUGCCCUGGAUCUACAGGUUUUAUUGGAACGUGUCGCCUCUGAAACUGCCUCCUCACAAAGGCGCCACUCGGGUGCCAGAGCUGCCAGGGCGAGCCAAGCAUCCUGCAGGAAGUACAGUUCUGCGAGGAGAACCAGCAUCUCUUGUGAGGGUCAGAGGCACAAAAACCCUGCUGAUAUCUGCUUAUCUGGAGCACCAGACCAAUAAAAAGAAGGUGCGUGUGAUUUCUAUAGCGCUGCGGAGCGAGAAGGCGGCGUUUCGCUGCCAUCUUCUCUGUCGGGGGAAGCUGCUCAUCUCCGAUGGCGCCAUCGACUUCCAUAAAGAUCACUUUGGCUUUCCCUAUGGGACGGCUGACAUCAUGUGUCCCCUUCCUCCAGGCUGUGAGACGCCAACUAAUAUCAGUCUCACCUCAGCUGGAUCCAAACCUGAAGAACUGGAUCAACUUGGUCCUGGAUUUCUGGAGAUCCAGAACCAAAAGAGCGUUACGGACUCUUUUCGUUACAACUUCACCGUCUGUUUCUCUGCCAUGUAUAAUUUCACCAACGUGCUGCAGCUGGUGCAGAGUCUGGAGAUGCUUCAGCUACUGGGAGUGAACAGAGUUGUGUUGUACAAGACCAACUGCAGCGCUGAUACCCAACGUGUUCUGGACUCCUACACAGAAAAAGGUUUAGUUGAGGUGAUCCCUUGGUCUCUAUCAAAGUAUCUGAACGUAUCUCGAAGAGCGUUCCCCAACAAAAGCCCUGGUGACCUCCACUACUUCGGUCAGAUUGCUGCUCUCAAUGACUUCCUGUACAGAUACAGGUACCGGUCCAGAUACGUGGCUCUGCACGAUGUGGACGAGCUCAUCCUGCCUCAGUCUGUCGACAGAUGGUUGGAGUUGUUGCCUCUGUUGGAGAAGACUCUUGGUGCUGACAAGUGUUACCAGUUUGAGAACCACUGGUUUCCUGUUGAGUUUGAGCUGCCGCCUCCAAAGAGCCAGACUCUUCCCCGACAGGACCAGUGGAAGAACAUUUCAGGUGUGAACAUCCUGACUCACCUGUACAGAGAGCCUCCACCUACCAAACCCACAUUUAACAACUUCAAGAUCAUCGUCAACCCCCGAGCUGUGUCCAGGGUCACUGUCCACGGAGCGCUGAACUCCGUUAAAGGCUGCGUCUGGGUCGACAGGAACGUGGCUCACAUGUACCACGUGAGAAACACUUUGUGUGUGUCUCUGCAGAUCCCGAGCAGUAGCCAACCUUAAUCCAAAGACGCUGAUUUAUGAUGGCAGGCUGUUGGACUACAGCACUCGUCUGACGUCCGCCGUCAACAGAAAGCUGAGAGAGAGUGGCCUUUUACCUGGAAAUGGCACAAAUUAAAUUCAAUGUGUGUUUCUAGUGUGUGUAGGUUCUUAUUCAUCCAGGGCUAGAGAAUAAGAUGACAGGACUUGUGUUGCUCCUUUCAACUAGAAGGCCUCUGUCGUUGAAAGUUUGAGACCAAUAAGUGGUUCAGACCUUGAUGUUCUGGUUGGAGAAGAUGGAAACUGUUUAUCUGACAUGAAGCGCUUUCCUUUUUGACUCUGUUCAGGUUAGAGAUGCUAAUUAAAAAGCCUAAUAAAGUUUAAAAAAACCU